CUGAUAGUGAAAGUUUUUAUACUCUGUGUCUGCUAGUCAAUAAGUUUUUUGAAUUAAAACAUUAGUUUUUAGUCAAUGAUCGAUAGUUGAAGUCAACGAUGGAUCGCAACAGUAUUUUUGUGUUACCGGAAGAUGCUCCGGGUACAUUCGACAAAGACGACACAUUACCUUCGUUGCCAUUGCCGAAGCUUGAAGAGACUCUCGAACGAUAUUACGAAAGUUUGAAGCCUUUUGGGACGCCGGAAGAGUUAAAAAACAGCAGAAAAGUGAUUGACGACUUUAAAAAUGGAAUUGGAAAGAAAUUACACGCUUUGGUCGAAGAAAAAGCGAAAAAAUCCAAAAAUUGGGUCGAAGAAUGGUGGGAAAAUUUGGCAUAUCUCUCGUUACGUCUCCCGCUGAUCCCGUGUUGCUUGAUGUCGACAACUGUCAUUGGCGAAAGUGUCGGAAUUCCCGAAACGCCGGAACAUUUUCUCAAAACUUGCGCUUUGUUGGCGUAUCAGACGAUGACUUUUUGGCAUUUAAUUCGCAGCGAACGCAUGAGACCGCCCUCAAAUCCCGACGGAUCGAUAAUUUUUUCCGCAAAUCUCUUUAAAAGACUUUAUAACACGGUUAGAUUGCCCGGCGAGGAGAUGGAUGAGAUCAAAUCUUACUUUAAAACCGCCAAAGAAGGCAAAGUCCCGUCACACAUCAUCGUAAUUGGCAACGGGAGAUUUUUCGUACUAAAAGGCACCCAUGAAGACGGCAGUAUUUUAUCCAUCGCCGAGCUUUAUCGCAGUUUUCAGAUUAUCAACUCGGAAAUUUUGGAGAACAAAACUCACAAAUAUCCCUACAUUCCGCUUUUGACGCAAGAUGAACGUCCGAAUUGGCAUAAAAAUCGAUCGCGGUUGAUGGAGUUGUCGAAAAAUAAUAAAAAUAAUUUGGAAUUGAUUGAAUCGGCGAUUUGUUUGACGGUUUUGGAUGAUCGCAUGCCAAGAAAUUAUUCGGAAUGCACGCAACAAACGAUGGCAGGCGGGAUUUCGACGUGGGCUGAUAAGUCGGCGACUUUGGUGAUGUUCAGAAAUGGCAAAAUUGGAUGUCUUGCGGAACAUGCGUGUUUCGAUGGAAGCGUUUCAGCAAUGACGAACUUUUUUAUUAUGCUUGGGUUGUUGGAACAAGGUCCCAUUGAUUGGGAUAUCGUGCCAGAUAAGAUUGAAGUACCGAAAGAGCUGAAAUUUGACUUGGAUGAAGCGAUUUUGAAGGAAAUUGAUCGCAUGGAAGAAGUUUAUGAGGAAAAUUUAAACGUCGUUUCCGUGAUCGUUCAUUGCUUCCAAGGAUACGGCAAAGAACUCAUGAAGGCAGCAAAAAUUCAUCCCGACACUUUCGUGCAAUCCGCAUUACAACUCGUCUAUUAUCGUUUGCACGGGAAAAUGGCUCCAACCUACGAGACAGCUACAAUGCGCGCCUUUUAUCGCGGAAGAACCGAAACUGUUCGUUCUUGCAACAUGGAUAUGGUUGAAUUAUGCAACGCGUGGUUUGACUCAAAAACUCCCGCAAAAACUAAAGUCGAUCUUUUCCGAAAAGCCUCGAAAGCGCAAUACAAUUUAAUGUUAGAUGCUCGAAAGGGAAAAGGCAUCGAUCGUCAUUUAUUUGGACUUUGGUGUGCAGCUUACGAAAAUAAAAUUCCCAUUCCUGAACUUUAUGACGAUCCGUUGUACGCGAAAAGCGGCGGCGGAGGAAAUUUCGUUCUUUCGACAAGUACUCUCGGUUAUACGAUAAAUAUUGGAUGCGUGGCUCCCAUGGUUGUCGAUGGAUAUGGCGUUUUUUACAGUAUGUUGCGUGAUUGUUGCUGGCUGAUGAUCACAACGUAUAAAAGUAGCAACGAAACGAGUUCGGAAAAGUUUCAAACGGCAUUCGAUGAGGUUAUGAUGGAAGUUAAGGAAGUUUUUGAAGCGAGCGGAGUGUUGAGUAAAAUGUAAAAAUUCUAUUUGGUGACGUUUUUUUACUACUUUUUCGUAUUUUGAUAAGAAAUUUGUUAUUUUUUGUUUUUAUUUUUUAAAGAAAAUUGCAAUAUUUUGUUAAAUAUUUGAACGGA
This is a messenger RNA of Culicoides brevitarsis, 2071 nucleotides long. Its product is annotated as peroxisomal carnitine O-octanoyltransferase. Gene Ontology annotation, molecular function: carnitine O-octanoyltransferase activity. The record is from RefSeq and is a predicted model, not a curated record. Gene Ontology annotation, cellular component: peroxisome. Lineage: Eukaryota; Metazoa; Arthropoda; Insecta; Diptera; Ceratopogonidae. Bases 99 to 1955 code for a protein of 618 amino acids. The transcript is spliced from 3 exons.